Molecule: messenger RNA, 1478 nt
Organism: Pyrus x bretschneideri (Chinese white pear)
Lineage: Eukaryota; Viridiplantae; Streptophyta; Magnoliopsida; Rosales; Rosaceae
Product: 2-oxoglutarate-dependent dioxygenase 19
Exons: 2
Coding region: 97-1176 (359 amino acids)
Source: RefSeq, a predicted model, not a curated record
CUAUAAGUCAGUAAACCUUCCUUUCCCUCACUUCCCUUCUUCUGGAUAUACAAAUUAAGACUAGUAUUCUCAGCUUCUUCCUCUUUCCCUUCACCGAUGGCACCUACAGUGACUUCAGUGGACGCAUCUGAACCCAAGGUAGCAAGCAUCAAAACCCUGGCCGACUCAGAUGCUCUCACUUAUGUACCUUCCGAGUACGCCUACACCAUGGAUCCCAACGACAAGGGAGAUGAGAACGACCCAGAACACUCAAUCCCCAUCAUUGAUUUUGCUCUUCUCACCUCUGCCUCCCCUGAUGAACGGGCACAAAUGAUCCAAAAAAUAGGCAAAGCUUGCGAAGAAUGGGGCUUCUUUCAGGUGAUUAAUCACGGUGUACCCGAAAGCCUGAUGAAAGAAAUGAUCGACGCGUGUCGAAGAUUUUUUGAGCUGCCGGAGGAGGAGAAGAAGGAGUUCCAAACAAGGAACCUGCUGGACCCAAUUAAGUGCGGCACCAGUUUCAACGUCGCAAUUGACAAAGUUCGUCUCUGGAGGGAUUAUCUCAAGGUCAUAGCACACCCUGAGUUCAACUCACUCUACAAACCUGCUGGAUACAGCGAGGUGUCAUUGGAGUUCAGUAAAAGAACCCAUGCAGUGGCAACCGAAAUAUUGAAUGGAAUAUCGGAGAGCUUGGGAUUGGAGGCCGAUUACAUUGCGAAGGCCAUGAACUGGGAUCGCGGCUUGCAAAUUCUGGCCGCGAACUACUACCCGGCUUGCCCACAGCCGGACCUGGCUAUCGGUAUUCCUCCUCAUACCGAUCACGGACUGGUGACACUCUUGAUUCAGAAUGAUAUGUGUGGCCUCGAAGUCAAGCACAAUGAUCAAUGGGUCUUGGUGAAAGCUGCUCCCGGCGCUUUUGUUGUUAACGUUGGCGAUCAAAUGCAGAUUCUGACAAACGACAAGUACAGGAGCGUAUGGCAUCGAGCAACUGUGAACAACACAGCUACGAGGAUAUCGAUCGCAGUACCACAUGGACCGGCACUGGACACACCUGCUCUACCCAUCUCGGAGUUGCUAGAAAAGGAAGGCGAAAAAGCAAAGUACAUUGGAAUGACAUAUGAGAAAUUCAUGGAACUUCAGGCAAGCCCCGCUGCCUACAUGAUGCCUUGCUUGGAUCACCUGCGCGUCAAGGACAAUUGAAGUGGAUACAUGCUGGUGACUGGCCUGCCAGCGUUUCUAGCUCUCUUUUCUUUCUCUAGAAUACCAUACGUUCCUGUAAGAGCUUUGAUUCUCUAUCAAAGUUGUUGUCCAAUGUGUCCAGCUAUGCGGGUAUUUGCCUUGUUUUGGUUACAAAUUCAUAUUAACUGAUGUCUGAUAGCCUAAAGAUUCUUAGCUAGGUAUUAUGUAAAUCAAUGGGAGCUUCUGAUCACACAUCGGACUCGUUUAUGUACCCCAACGAUAUACUGGAGUUUAAUAAGAUUUUAUAUAUGUUUAUAGCUUAA